AUGUUAAGAGUUAAGGCAAAAAUAACGUUUGAAGAUGCUAUUAAAAGUAAAGCUGACAAAGUUGAACUCGAAGCAACGAACAAAGUUUUGAAAUCUCAUAAACACAACAUCUCCGAUAUAAAUGAACUUCAAGCUACAUUAGACAGUAAAGCUGACAAGAACCAUACACAUAA
Trichomonas vaginalis G3 is the source of this 173-nucleotide messenger RNA. RefSeq names its product keratin-associated protein family. The transcript has a single exon. Lineage: Eukaryota; Parabasalia; Trichomonadida; Trichomonadidae. The annotation marks the transcript as partial. The record is from RefSeq and is a predicted model, not a curated record.